This is a messenger RNA of Staurois parvus, 512 nucleotides long. NCBI's taxonomy places the organism in Eukaryota, Metazoa, Chordata, Amphibia, Anura, Ranidae. The record is from the annotation of a GenBank genome assembly.
CUGGGUCAUCAGGCAUGGGAUUGUCUGGCUCGACAGUGGGCAUCGGGUCACCAGGUAUGACAGCGGGCACUGGGUCACCAGGCAUUGGAUCGUCUGGCCCAACAGCGGGCAUCGGGUCACCAGGCAUGACAGCAGGCACUGGGUCAUCAGGCAUUGGAUCGUCUGGCUCGACAGCGGGCAUCGGGUCACCAGGCAUGACAGCGGGCACUGGGUCAUUCAUCAGGUACCGGAUCGUCUGGAUCGACAGCGGGCAUCGAGUCAACUGGCCUAAUGGAAUCAUCAGGCUGGAUCAGUUCAUCAGGCUGGGUAGAAACAUCAUGCUGGGUAGAGACAUCAGGCUGAAUGGAAGCAUCAGGCUGAAUGGAGGCAUCAGGCUGAAUGGAGGCAUCAGGCUGGGUAGAGGCAUCAGGCUGAAUUGUGGGCGCCGAGGCACCAGGCUGCACCACGGAAGGCAGGUUCUCAGAUGGGAGGCUGACCGGUUUGGAUACUGGCAGGAUGGUAUUGGUUGGAAA